Epinephelus fuscoguttatus (brown-marbled grouper) is the source of this 11262-nucleotide messenger RNA. Its product is annotated as teneurin-3. Gene Ontology annotation, molecular function: cell adhesion molecule binding; protein heterodimerization activity; protein homodimerization activity. Lineage: Eukaryota; Metazoa; Chordata; Actinopteri; Perciformes; Serranidae. The record is from RefSeq and is a predicted model, not a curated record. The transcript is spliced from 57 exons. Bases 1074 to 9542 code for a protein of 2822 amino acids. Gene Ontology annotation, cellular component: neuron projection; membrane. Gene Ontology annotation, biological process: signal transduction; heterophilic cell-cell adhesion; neuron development.
CGCGCCGGCUCACACUUGCAGAGGGCAGCAGUAACAGAGGACGGUCUUGUUUCUCCGUUUCACCGGAGCGCGCUCUCUCGCUCCUUCUCUCUCCCCUUCACCAGUGUGUGUGCUGCUGCAGUGGCUAUUAUUUUUAUUACAGUAGCUGUCGCUUGCGCCGGGCGGCCGGGACAGCGCGAGGGAAGAGUAGAGAGCAAAGGGGAAAGGUGUUUCACCACCUGAGCGAUUUAUUUUCGGGAGGAAAAAGGACGCUAUGGACGGAAAAACAGCCCGGUUCCAUUGACUCCGCGUUAGUUUAAUUGUAGUUUUGCCGCUGUAGAGACAGAAGAAGCCACCAUUUCAUCUGUCUUCACAGACCGACACUUCAUUUCACGUGUGCGUUGUUGCUGACAGCCGCGCGCGCCGUGCUGCUUUGGACAUAGUAUCCUCGAGCCUCUCUGGGUUGGUCCACGCGCCGCGUUGCGUUUGACAAAACUUAAAAUUAACAACCAGGCUUCACACUCCGCAGGAAAACAAAGAAACAACACUUUCCGGAGUGCGAUAAUUGGAAAUAAACCGCCUAGAAGCGUGAGUAAAGUAGUGAAAGAGGACCGUGCGGCGAAUAUGGUGCUCUGAACGCGCUUUUUCUAGUUUUCUUUUUUUGCCAUUUUCACCAUUAACACUGACGUCGAGCAGCUGAACGAGUGGAAGAAGUUUUUUGUUGGAAAAAGUGGAAGAAAAAUAACCGGCUACACGACGGUGGUCGUAAACUGGGAGAGGAGGGUCCCCCCACUCUGGGACGAACAGCGCUGUGUACGGCUGUAUGGUCCUGAACGACACUGAUGCUUCAACGUGAGACUCCCCUCUGCCUCACACCUGCCAGCACAGUUUUGGAAGCACAGAAGGGGAUGACGCAACUUGGCGGCAGACCAGUGCCAUUCAACUGCUAGACCACUCAACAAGUUGGUGGAGUCCAACAACCCUGACGCUCUCUCUCUGUCUUCAUCCUAUAUCUCUCUUUGUCUUUCUUUCCGCUUUCUGCCUGUCUGUCUGUCUGUCUUUCUGUCUACGCAGCUGUACAGCAGCAUGCCUGUAUGUUUGCCAGCAGCACAAGCAGAAGCACUAUGGAAGUAAAAGAGCGACGUCCAUACUGCUCACUCACCAAGGGCCGCAGGGACAAGGAGGGACCUUACACUGGUUCAUCAGGGGACAGUGAAGACUGUGCUAUUGGUUCCCAGGGACUCCGGGUCCCCACUCAGAAGUCUUACUCCUCCAGUGAAACACUCAAGGCCUUUGACCAGCACCAAGACCAGACCAGGUUGCUGUACGGGACGACAAAGGGAUACAAGGACAUGGUUCACCGUGAACAGGAUGAUUAUAACAGACAAGGUCAGCACUUCAGUCUCCGUCAGCUGGGAAUCUGCGAGCCGCCUUCACGUCGUGGCCUGGCGUUCUGCUCCGAGAUGGGCCUCCCCCACCGUGGCUUCUCAGUCGGCACAGGCCCGGACCUGGAUACCGACAGUCAGGCUGUGAUGUCGCCAGAGCGCGCCAUGAGGCUGUGGGGCCGCGGGGGUCUGGGUAAAUCGUCAGGGAGGAGUUCCUGUCUGUCCAGCCGCUCCAACUCUGUGCUGACUCUCACCGACACCGAGCACGAGAACAAGUCAGACAGCGACAACGGUUCUCCAAUGCCCUCCCCCUCCUGUCCAUCACCUGUCAUUGACCAAUCACAUCCACAGUCAGCCAGUCCACAUGGCAACCUGUUGUUAGGCGACGUGGCUGAGCCAGAGUCAGAGGAAGAGGAGGAGGAGGAGGAGGAGGAAGAAGAGGAAGAGGAGUAUGCAGCCAGAUUGUACUUACCUGUAACGCAUGAGCAACCAUCCAAUCACCACAGCUCCGUCCUGCCUCCGGUACCUCCACCUCACCGCCAGCAGCCCUCAAUAACCGCUCUCAACCAAUCCCUGGGCUCCACGCACCACGCUGGCCAAUCACUGAAUUCAACGCGGCAGCUAACCCCUCCUACUGGAAGCCCGGCCCCUGUGGCCGGCCAAUCACCAGCCGAGCUGCAGACCACGCCCCCCGAGAGCGUCCCGCUGCAAGACAGCUGGGUGCUGGGUAGCAAUGUGCCUCUGGAAACAAGGCACUUCCUCUUUAAGACAGGUACAGGCACCACCCCCCUCUUCUCCACGGCAACUCCUGGCUACACUAUGGCAACAGGCUCAGUGUACUCCCCACCCACCAGGCCAUUGCCGAGGAAUACCUUGUCCCGCUCUGCCUUCAAGUUCAAGAAAUCCUCCAAGUACUGCUCAUGGAGGUGUACAGCCCUCAGUGCAGUAGGACUAUCUGUACUGCUCUCUGUCCUGCUCUGUUAUUGCAUAGCUAUGCACCUGUUUGGCCUAAACUGGCAGCUUCAGGAGAGCGAGGGAUAUGGAGCAUUUGAAAAUGGAGGAGGGGGAAGAGAUACAACUCCAAACACCUUCAUGGUGUCUACAGACAAUGGUAAAAUGUUUCUUCUAGAGAACAAUACCAUAGACACAGGAGAGGUGGAUGUGGGGAGACGAGCCAUACAAGAUGUCCCACCAGGUGUGUUUUGGAGGUCUCAGCUAUACAUUGACCAACCGCAGUUUUUGAAAUUCAACAUCUCCGUCCAGAGAGAUGCUCUUGUUGGGGUGUAUGGACGCAAAGGUUUACCACCCUCACACACGCAGUAUGACUUUGUGGAGUUGCUGGACGGCAGUCGCCUCAUUUCCAAAGACAAACGAGCGCUCAGUGACACCGAUGCAGGACAUGCACACCCAGCUGGUGCACACGAGGAAGAGUCUGGAGUAGGAGCCCGACACACUCGCUCAGUGAACGUGCACGAAGCCGGCUUCAUCCAGUACCUGGACACAGGAAUAUGGCAUCUGGCAUUUUACAACGACGGACGCAACACAGAACAAGUCUCUUACAAUACCAUCGCCAUAGAGUCGAUUAUGGAGUGUCCUCAAAAUUGUCAUGGAAACGGAGAUUGUCUCUCAGGAAUAUGCCACUGUUUCCCCGGAUUUCUGGGGCCUGACUGCUCUCGAGCUGCCUGCCCAGUGCUGUGCAGUGGCAAUGGCCAGUAUUCCCGUGGCCGCUGCCAGUGCUACAGCGGGUGGAAAGGCACCGAGUGCGACGUGCCAGCCAACCAGUGCAUCGACAUCCACUGUGGAGGACAUGGCAUCUGCAUUAUGGGUGCCUGCAUCUGCAAUACUGGUUAUAAGGGCGAUAAUUGUGAGGAAGUGGACUGCAUAGACCCCAGUUGCUCAGCCCAUGGUGUGUGUAUCCAUGGAGAGUGUCACUGUCAGCCAGGCUGGGGCGGAGCCAGCUGUGAGAUAGCCAAGGCCAUGUGUCCCGACCAGUGUUCAGGUCACGGCACCCACAAUGCAGAGACCAGCACUUGUACCUGCGACCAGAAUUGGACCGGGCCCGACUGCUCUUUAGAGGUGUGUGAAGUAGACUGUGGCAGCCACGGCGUCUGUUAUGGCGGUGUGUGUCGAUGCGAGGAGGGCUGGACAGGAACUGUGUGUGACCAGAAGGCUUGCCACCCACUGUGCAGCAAGAACGGAGUGUGUAAGGAGGGGAAGUGUGAGUGUGACCAGGGAUGGACAGGGGAGCACUGCAAUAUUGAGGGUUGUCCAGGUCUCUGCAACAACAACGGACGAUGCACUCUGGAGGCCAGCGGCUGGCACUGCAUCUGCCAAUCAGGAUGGAGAGGGGCCGGGUGUCACGUAGCCAUGGAAACACUCUGCACUGAUGGCAAGGAUAAUGAAGGAGAUGGCUUGGCUGACUGUAUGGAUCCAGACUGCUGUCUGCAGCCCUCCUGUCAGAACCAGUUAUACUGCAAAGGGUCACCUGACCCAGGGGAGGUGCUCAGCCAAUCUCCGUCCUCACUGGCUCCUCAGCAAGCUGCCAGGUCUUUCUACCAGCGCAUUCACUUCUUAGUUGGCCCUGAAUCCACUCAUGUCAUCACUGGAGACAAUCCCUUCAACAGAAGCUUGGUGUCGAUAAUUCGAGGUCAGGUGUUGACAGCUGACGGGACACCUCUGAUUGGAGUCAACGUGACGUUUGUCCACUAUCCUGAACAUGGAUACACUGUAACACGCAAGGAUGGCAUGUUUGAUCUCCUUGCCAAUGGAGGGGCAUCCCUGACGCUGAGUUUUGAGCGUGCUCCGUUCCUCACUCAGUACAGAACUGUGUGGGUGCCAUGGAACGUCUUUUAUGUGAUGGACACACUGGUCAUGAAGAAGGAGGAGAAUGACAUUCCUAGCUGUGACCUGAGUGGUUUCAUCAGACCCAGUCCUGUCAUUGUUGCUUCUCCACUGUCUACGUUUUACAGAAGUUCAACUGAGGAUGGCCCCAUCAUACCUGAAACACAGGUUUUACAAGAAGAAACCUCAAUACCAGGCAGUGAUCUAAACCUGAUCUACCUGAGCUCCAGAGCUGCGGGAUAUAAACCGGUCCUCAAAGUCACCAUGACACAGUCAUCAAUACCUUUCAACCUGAUGAAGGUUCACCUGAUGGUGGCAGUGGUGGGUCGCCUUUUCCAGAAAUGGUUCCCGGCCCAACCAAAUCUGUCCUACACCUUUAUCUGGGACAAGACAGACGCCUAUGGUCAGCGUGUCUAUGGACUAUCCGAGGCAGUUGUGUCCGUGGGGUUUGAAUACGAGUCCUGCCUGGACCUCAUCCUGUGGGAGAAGAGAACAGCCAUUUUGCAAGGCUACGAGCUGGAUGCUUCCAACAUGGGAGGAUGGACGCUGGAUAAACAUCACAUCCUGGACGUGCAAAACGGUAUACUGUACAAGGGCAACGGUGAGAACAUUUUCAUUUCCCAGCAGCCCCCUGUCAUCAGCAGCAUCAUGGGAAAUGGACGCCGCCGCAGCAUCUCCUGCCCCAGCUGUAAUGGGCAGGCAGAGGGCAACAAGCUGCUGGCGCCUCUGGCUCUGGCCUGCGGAGCAGAUGGCAGCAUCUUCGUUGGAGACUUCAACUACAUCAGGAGGAUCUUCCCCUCUGGGAAUGUUACCAGUGUCAUGGAGCUGAGAAACAAAGAUUUCAGACAUAGCAACAACCCUGCUCACCGUUACUACUUAGCCACCGACCCAGUAACAGGGCAGCUGUAUGUGUCGGAUACUAACUCCCGACGAAUCUACCGACCCAAGAUGCUUAGCGGUGCCCGUGACCUCAUCAGUAAUGGAGAAGUAGUAGCUGGUACAGGUGAGCAGUGUCCCCCGUUUGAUGAAGCUCGAUGUGGAGACGGAAGAAAAGCUACAGAGGCACAGCUACUGGGACCUAAAGGGAUUGCAGUAGAUAGAAACGGUUUGAUCUACUUUGUGGACGGGACUAUGAUCAGAAAAGUGGAUCGUAAUGGAAUCAUCUCCACAGUGCUGGGCAGCAACGACCUGACCUCUGCACGACCUUUGACCUGCGAUACCAGCAUGCACAUCAGACAGGUUCGUUUAGAAUGGCCCACAGAUCUUGCCAUUAACCCCAUGGAUAACUCCAUCUACGUCUUGGACAACAACGUUGUGCUUCAGAUCACUGAAAAUAGACAGGUUCGUAUCGUGGCAGGCCGUCCCAUGCACUGCCAGGUACCUGGUAUAGAAUACACUAUGGGGAAGAGAGCGGUCCAAACCAUGCUAGAGGGAGCUACAGCUAUUGCCUUGUCCUACAGUGGUGUCCUCUACAUCGCAGAGACUGAUGAGAAGAAAAUCCACCGCAUCCGACAGGUGUCGACAGAUGGAGAAAUUACCCAUCUAGCCGGAGCGCCAUCUGACUGUGACUGCAAGAACGAUGCCAACUGUGACUGCUAUCAGACAGGAGACGGCUAUGCUAAAGACGCGAGGCUUAAUUGUCCUUCCUCUUUGGUGGUGUCUCCGGAUGGGACGCUGUAUGUGGCGGAUCUGGGAAACAUCCGGAUACGAGCUAUACGACGCAACCAACCACCGACUGGCUCUCUGGCCUCAGGUCCCAGCUCCUAUGAAGUGGCGUCUCCAGCCUCUCAGGAGCUCUAUGUGUUUGAUUGGAAUGGGACUCACCAGUUCACCAUGUCUCUGGUCACUGGAGACUAUAAAUACAACUUCAGCUACAGCAAUGAGGAAGAUGUAACCGCAGUGACAGACAGCAGUGGAAACACCCUCCGUAUCCGUAGAGAUACCAACAGAAUGCCUGUGCGUGUGGUCGCCCCAGACAAUCAGGUCAUCUGGCUGACCAUCGGGACUAACGGAGGUCUUAAGACUCUCACGGCUCAGGGUCAGGAACUGGUCUUGUUUAGUUACCAUGGCAACAGCGGUUUGCUGGCUACCAAGAGCAUCCAAAUAGGCUGGACCACCUUCUAUGACUAUGACAGUGAGGGUCGUCUGACUAAUGUGACUUUCCCCACCGGCGUGGUCACCAAUCUCCACGGCGACAUGUCGUCAGGAGCUGUUGCCGUGGACAUCGAGACGUCAGGGAGGGAUGAGGACGUUUCCAUCACAACCAACCUGUCAUCAAUAGACUCCUUCUACACUCUGGUGCAAGAUCAGCUUCGCAACAGCUACCAGGUGGGUAAUGAUCAUUCACUGAGGGUUAUCUACGCCAACGGGAUGGACACACAUUACCAGACGGAGCCCCAUAUUCUGGCAGGUGCUGCUAACCCAACUGUAGCCCGACGCAACAUGACACUGCCAGGAGAGAACGGACAAAACCUGGUGGAGUGGAGGUUCAGGAAGGAACAGACGCGUGGAAAAGUCAUCGUCUUUGGGAGGAAGCUCAGGGUGAAUGGCAGGAACUUGCUGUCCGUGGAUUAUGAUCGAACGCUGCGUACAGAGAAAAUUUACGAUGACCACAGGAAGUUCCUGCUGAAGAUCAUCUAUGACACCCAAGGCCAUCCGACACUCUGGGUUCCCAGCAGCAAGCUACUAUCAGUAAACUUGACAUACUCGAGUACGGGGCAGGUGACAGGCCUUCAGAGGGGUCCGACUACAGAGAAGUGGGAGUACGACAGUCAAGGAAGAAUCAUUUCCCGAGUCUUCGCCGACGGGAAGACAUGGAGUUACACUUACUUGGAUAAGUCCAUGGUCUUGCUGCUGCACAGCCAGCACCAGUACAUCUUUGACUAUGACUCAGGGGACCGUCUGUCAGCAGUCACCAUGCCCAGCGUGGCUCGACACACCAUGCAGACCAUCCGAUCCAUAGGAUACUACAGGAACAUCUACACCCCUCCAGAGAGCAAUGCCUCUGUUACGGUGGACUACUCUGAAGAUGGCCAGCUCCUCAGAGUUGCCCAUUUAGGCACUGGCCGCCGUAUACUUUACAAAUAUCGCAGACAGAACAAGCUGGCAGAGAUCCUCUAUGACUCAACACGGGUCAGUUUCACAUACGAUGAGACCGCUGGUGUGCUCAAGACCGUCAACCUACAGAGCGAAGGCUUCAUCUGCUCCAUCCGGUACCGGCAGAUCGGCCCACUGGUCGACAGGCAAAUAUUCCGCUUCAGCGAGGACGGGAUGGUUAACGCACGCUUCGACUACACCUACGACAACAGCUUCAGAGUCACCAGCAUGCAGGCUGUAAUCAAUGAGACACCUCUGCCGAUUGAUCUCUACCAGUUUGAUGAUAUAUCUGGGAAAGUGGAGCAGUUUGGGAAGUUUGGAGUCAUCUAUUAUGAUAUCAAUCAGAUCAUCUCCACUGCAGUGAUGACCUACACCAAACACUUCGACCAGCAUGGCCGCAUCAAGGAGAUCCAGUACGAGAUCUUCAGGUCGCUGAUGUACUGGAUCACCAUUCAGUACGACAACAUGGGCCGAGUCACCAAGCGGGAGAUCAAGAUUGGACCGUUCGCGAACACAACCAAAUAUGGUUAUGAGUACGAUGUUGAUGGACAGCUGCAGACGGUUUCCCUCAAUGAGAAGAUGAUGUGGAGGUAUAAUUAUGACCUGAACGGGAACCUGCAUUUGCUGAAUCCAGGCAACAGCGGUCGGUUAACUCCUCUACGCUACGAUCUGAGGGACAGAAUCACCCGUCUGGGAGAUGUUCAGUACAGGCUGGAUGAAGACGGGUUCCUGAGACAGAGAGGAGCUGAGAUAUUUGAGUACAACUCCAAAGGUCUUCUAGUUCGUGUCUACAGUAAAGCGGCCAGCUGGACCAUCCAGUACCGUUACGACGGUUUGAGUCGGCGUGUGGCCUCAAGGAACAGUCUGGGCCAACACCUGCAGUUCUUCUACGCUGACCUGAACUACCCCACCAGGAUCACCCACGUCUAUAACCACUCCAGCUCUGAGAUCACGUCCUUCUACUACGACCUGCAGGGCCAUGUGUUUGCUAUGGAGAUCAGCAGUGGAGAGGAGUUUUAUAUUGCAUGUGAUAACACUGGGACGCCACUGGCUGUCUUCAGCAACAAUGGACUGCUGCUUAAACAGGUGCAGUACACAGCAUAUGGUGAGGUUUACUUUGAUUCCAACCCAGACUUUGUGCUGGUAAUUGGUUUCCAUGGAGGCCUGUAUGAUCCUCUGACCCGACUGCUGCAUUUUGGAGACAGAGACUACGACAUCCCUGCUGGAAGGUGGACGACUCCUGACAUCAGCACAUGGACACGUGUCGGCAAAGAUCCCCAGCCCUUCAACCUCUACAUGUUCCGAGGCAACAACCCCAUCAGCAAGAUUCAUCAGGUCAAAGAAUAUGUCACAGAUGUCAAUAUCUGGUUGGUCACAUUUGGCUUCCAUCUCCACAACGCAAUCCCAGGAUUCCCCAUUCCCAAGUUUGACCUGACGCAGCCCUCACUGGAGAUGAAAAAGAGCCAGCUGUGGGAUGACCUGCCUUCCAUCUCAGGUGUGCAGCAGGAGGUGACUCGUCAGUCUCGGGCCUUCCUGUCCUUUGAGCGCAUGCCAGAAAUCCAGCUCAGCCGGCGGCAUUCAGACCAUGCCAAACCCUGGCUGUGGUUCGCCACUGUCAAGUCUCUGAUUGGCAAGGGAGUCAUGCUCGCUGUGAUCCAGGGCCGUGUGGUGACCAACGCACUCAACAUUGCCAACGAGGACUGCAUCAAAGUGGCUGCAGUCUUAAACAAUGCCUUUUACCUUGAAGACCUACAUUACACGGUGGAGGGGCGAGACACUCACUACUUCAUCAAGACCAGCCUGCCUGAGAAUGACCUCAGUGCGCUGCGGCUCACCUCGGGCAGGAAAUCACUGGAAAACGGUGUGAAUGUUACAGUGUCCCAGUCUACGACGGUGAUGAACGGCAGAACGCGGCGCUUUGCUGACGUGGAGCUGCAGUACGGCGCUCUGGCACUCCACGUGCGUUAUGGGACGACGUUGGAUGAAGAGAAAGCGCGAAUCCUGGAGCACGCAAGGCAGAGGGCACUGUCGAGCGCCUGGGCCCGCGAACAGCAGCGGGUGAGAGAUGGGGAGGAAGGAGUUCGGCUGUGGACGGAGGGAGAGAAAAGGCAGCUGCUGAGUAGCGGGAAGGUUUUGGGUUACGAUGGCUACUACGUCUUGUCCAUAGAGCAGUACCCAGAGCUAGCUGAUAGCGCUAACAACAUGCAGUUCUUACGGCAGAGUGAGAUAGGGAGGAGGUAACACGGCAUCAACAGACGUCUAAUUUCUACCCCCUGUGACUGUCAGAGACUAACAAAGUUCAGUUUAACACAAAAUGGAUGUCACGGACUGAACUGUCUUGAGACUCAAAGUAGCCACUGAAGAGACCACAUGUUUGCAAAUUAGUUUUAUUGGAUGGUAAAAUAGGAUUUAUAGUGAACAGUCACUUCAACACAAAUGGCCCGAAACAUUACGAAGCUAGUUGUGAUGGUUUAAAACCGUUUUCAUGAGCCUUCAAGAAGGUUCAGUCUUGACCAAUGCCUUUUCUCUCUUUCUUUUUCUAUCUAUAUUUUCUUUCUUUCUCUCUUUCUUUCGCCCUGUCGUCUGCCUUUAAACAGCCUGCACGCAUGCCCCUCCCCCUCUCUCUGGUAGGCGGGGCUAACCUGAGUGCUAUAAUCGUGUGCUAUCUAGCUGUGAAACAGUGGGAUGUAGAGACUCGUUCAAAUAGCCAACAGAGCAUUUCAGCAGCCAUCACAACUAGAUGAGCCCCCAAGCAUUUAGACAGUUGUAAACUGUCAGAGCAGUCAAUAUAACAAAUGUCUGUGGAUUCUUAACAGAUGUUGCAGGUAUCAUAUCUGUGUGGGUCCAGCUGUGACCCGUCGCUCUGGGUUAUAGGCCUCUAUGAGCCAUGUCUAUAGGAUCUAUUGUUUUCAUGGCUGAAGCCAUUGAAUGGAACUGUUGUGGACUCUCUCUAAGAGAGACAGGCACAAAAAAGGACUACAAUUUGUACGAAGGAAAAAAAGACUUAUUUUCUGUUUGGAUUUUUUGUUUUGUUUUUAUAUAUAAACUUGCAUUUGCUUCAGACAAAAAGGGGAUAUAAAAAUGAACAAAAAAAUGUUUACAUACUAUUACCUAUACCACUAUUACUACUAUUACUACACCACCAACACCACCACUGGAAUGGACCAUGACCUGAACUGAACAAAACUUUGAGUUGUGUUUUUGUUUCCUUCUUAUCUAUUAUCUGUUUGGUCAGUUCUAAAACCACUCCUUCUCAUCCCCUGGUCUUUUACAAGGUCUAUAAAAAUCGUACAGUUUCAGACUACAAUCAACAGCGGUCUGUGAGGAAACAGGGCGACCACGGUGCCACGGCUGUUUCUGAUUCUUUGUGGACCGAGUGGGCUCACUGGUCCUGAAAAACACUGAUCCCCUAUCAGCCCAGGAGUCCUCCACUUCUGCAAAAUGUGACUCAGCCUCAUAAUGCAUAGACCUUGUGCUUUUAUCGGUCAAAGGUAGUAGUAUUGCUUGCAAUAGAAACAUGUUGUCAUGGCUUUUGGGGGGGCAGGGUUGCUGUGAGUAGUAACUAAUUGUUGCUUCUCUCCUCGUUUUUGCUCGUUUCUCCUUAAAGGGACAGUGCAUCGCCAUCAGUGACUUUAAUGAGUAACAGUAUAGAUCAAAAAUCGAUGUGGAUGUUUUCUCAUUGAUUGUGGGUCUCUGUACUCGUAUAGAGGAGUUUUCUUUGUGUGUAUGUGUGUUUACAAGGUUGGGAAGGCAUCUUUAAUCAUUUUAAAGGAAAGAACAGGAACUUUACACAGAGUGUUAACAUCAUAUGCUACCAAUCUUUUUUCAGAGACAAGUUGACAAUGUUUUAUGGGUUGAUCUUUUUUAUUUUGAAGGUUGAGAAAUUCCACUUAUCCGUACAUCAAUAUUAGUCUCAGAGAAAGUAAUUUAUGUACAGUGUUUCUACGGUAAAGAAUAAAAA